Oncorhynchus keta (chum salmon) is the source of this 3735-nucleotide messenger RNA. Its product is annotated as bifunctional heparan sulfate N-deacetylase/N-sulfotransferase 4-like. The record is from RefSeq and is a predicted model, not a curated record. Gene Ontology annotation, cellular component: Golgi apparatus. NCBI's taxonomy places the organism in Eukaryota, Metazoa, Chordata, Actinopteri, Salmoniformes, Salmonidae. Gene Ontology annotation, molecular function: deacetylase activity; heparan sulfate N-sulfotransferase activity. The transcript has 13 exons. The annotation marks the transcript as partial.
GGCGGAUUUACGUUCCUCCAUCACGGCUCCAGACCAGUGGCUCACCUUCGCUCAAUCUGCGCGCCCAGCAGCGCCCUCAUCCCGGCUAGAGGUCCAGGAGCUGUCCUGAAAACGUUGUCUCCCCCUGUGUGUCCUGGGUUGUGAUUGGUGUAGAGGGAGUUCCAUUAUGUCAGGCUGACCUUUCUGACCCUCUGUCACCAUGGUGACAUGACAGACCUUAGUGUUCCCCACCACAUCCAUGUUAGAAACCCUUCAUAGAGACAUACACACACACCCUGACACACACACACACCCUGACACACAUACACACACACACACACACCCUGACACACACACACCCUGACAUACACACACCCUGACAUACACACACACCCUGACAUACACACACACCCUGACAUACACACACACCCUGACAUACACACACACACACCCUGACAUACACACACACCCUGACAUACACACACACCCUGACACACACACACCCUGACACACACACACCCUGACAUACACACACACCCUGACACACACACACCCUGACAUACACACACCCUGACAUACACACCCUGACAUACACACACAUCCUGACACACACACACCCUGACAUACACACACCCUGACACACACACACCCUGACACACACACACCCUGACAUACACACACACACACACACCCUGACACACACACACACACACACACACACACACACACACACACACACACACACACACACACACACACACACACACACACACACACACACACACACACACACCCUGACACACACACACACCCUGACACACACACACACACACACACACACACACACACACACACACACACACACACACACACACACACACACACACACACACACACACACACACCCUGACAUACACCUGUAUACACGCUACCCUCCAGGUAGUGAUGUCGUUAGCGGUGCAUGUCCGUCGCCACCUGCGGCGCUUCCUCCUCCUCCUCGCCUCUGGCUCCCUGCUAGGCUCCGCCUACUUCCUAUUCUCUCACUCCGCCCCCACUCUACAGCUCAACCAAUCAGGAGAGCACGUUGCUGUGGCGUGCCCCCUGCCCUUUCCAACUCCCUACAGAUCCGCCAACACACAUACCGACAGACGAUCCGACCGGGACACACACACUGAUAAACACCCCGACACACACACUGAUAAACACCCCGACACACACACUGAUAAACACCCCGACACACACACUGAUAAACACCCCGACACACACACUGAUAAACACACCGACACACACACUGAUAAACACCCCGACACACACACUGAUAAACACACCGACACACACACUGAUAAACACACCGACAGACACACUGAUAAACACCCCGACACACACACUGAUAAACACCCCGACACACACACUGAUGAACACCCCGACAGACACACUGAUAAACACCCCGACACACACACUGAUAAACACACCGACAGACACACUGAUAAACACCCCGACACACACACUGAUAAACACCCCGACACACACACUGAUGAACACCCCGACAGACACACUGAUAAACACCCCGACACACACACUGAUAAACACACCGACACACACACUGAUAAACACACUGAUAAACACACUGAUAAACACACUGAUAAACACACUGAUAAACACACUGAUAAACACACCGACACACACACUGAUAACCACGCCGACAGACGAUCCGACCGCGACACGCAGCCCCUCCCUUCAGUCGACCCAGUAGUAUUGGUACUAGUAGAAUCACAGUAUAGCCAGUUAGGACAGGACAUAGUCACCAUCCUGGAGUCAGCCAGGUACCCCUUCACAACAGAGAUAACCCCGGGGAAGGGAGAGCUGCCACCUCUCACUGACCAGGGGCGUGGUCGCUACAUCCUGGUCAUCUACGAGAGUCUGUUGAAGUACGCCCACACUGACCCCUGGAACAGACAGCUGCUGCACCAGUACUGUCUCCGUUAUCGAGUCGGCAUCAUCACCUUCCACAGAGCCAAUCAGAACUCUCCGCCCCUGCUGAAUCUCCGGGGUCUUCCCCUGCUGCUACGGACCAAUCAGGCACUCCGAGACGCCUCUGUGAUGUCACGUUCGCCCCUCCUCCACCUGACGCGGGCUGAGACGGACCGUGGACCACUCCCUGGUGAUGACUGGACCACAUUCUCCUCCAACCACUCCUCCUACCAGGCUGUUGUCCAGGCACGGCCCAGGGAGGGAGGCCCCGGAGUGGGCAGCGGAGAUAAUCCAGUCCCUGGUUUCAGUCGGGGCCUACGGGCUACGGUGGUGCUGGAUGCGGGGCUGUUUGACGGUGUUCAGAGGGUCAUCUUCGGACACGGCCUGGACUACUGGCUACACAGGCUCCUAUUGGUGGACGCUAUCACUUACCUCACGGACAGGAAGUUGUCGUUGGGGCUGGAGCGCCACAUCCUGGUGGAUAUAGACGACAUCUUUGUUGGGAAGGAAGGAACACGCAUGAACACCAAGGAUGUUAAGGCCCUCCUGGACACUCAGAACCAGCUGAGAUCUCAAAUCACCAACUUCACCUUUAAUCUGGGCUUCUCUGGAAAGUUCUACCAUACAGGUACAGAUGAAGAGGAUGAGGGGGAUGACGUGCUGCUCGGUUCUGUAUCAGAGUUCUGGUGGUUCCCUCACAUGUACAGCCACAUGCAGCCACACCUCUUCAACAACCUCACCUCUCUGCUGGAGCAGAUGGUCCUUAACAAGGACUUCGCUCUGGAUCAUGGUAUUCCAGUAGACCAGGGUUAUGCUGUUGCACCCCACCAUUCAGGAGUCUACCCUGUUCAUCUCCAGCUGUAUGAGACGUGGAGGAAGGUGUGGAACAUCAGGGUUACAUCUACUGAGGAAUACCCUCACCUCAAACCAGCUAGAUACCGCAAAGGAUUCAUACACAAUGAUAUUAUGGUGCUACCGCGUCAGACAUGUGGGUUGUUCACACACACCAUUUACUAUAAGGACUAUCCGGGAGGACCUAAAGAACUGGACAACAGCAUCAUGGGAGGAGAACUGUUCCUGACUGUCCUGCUGAACCCAAUCAGUGUGUUUAUGACCCACCUGUCAAACUACGGCAAUGACCGUCUGGGUCUGUACACAUUCCUCCACCUGGCUGACUUCCUCUCUACCUGGACACACCUCCAGCUAGACACUCUACCUCCUCUGCAGCUGGCCCAGAGAUACUUCACCCUGUUCCCGCAGCAGAGACAGCCUCUCUGGCAGAACCCGUGUGAUGACAAGAGGCACAGAGACAUCUGGUCCAAGGAGAAGACCUGUGAUAGGCUGCCCAAGGCUCUCGUUAUCGGACCACAGAAGACAGGAACAACAGAGCUCUGCCUCUUCCUCCUGAUGCAUCCUUCCAUCUCCAGCAGCUUCCCCAGCAACAAGACGUAUGGAGAGGUCCAGUUCUUCAACACGAACAACUACCACCAGGGAAUAGACUGGUAUAUGGAGUUGUUCCCGCUCCCGUCUAACGCCACCAGUGACUUCCUGUUUGAGAAGAGCUCCGCCUACUUCCCCUCUGAAGACGCUCCUCGCCGCGCCGCCGCCCUGCUGCCUAAAGCCAAGAUACUGACCGUGCUGAUCAACCCCUCAGACAGGGCUUAUAGCUGGUACCAGCACCAGAAGGCUCUUGAGGAACGCACCGGGUCGAUGCUCUCCUUCUAUGAUGUCAUCAGUGCUCAAGGCGGGGCGCCGUCCAACAUCCGAUCACUACAGGACCUCUGU